Messenger RNA from Suncus etruscus (white-toothed pygmy shrew), 1432 nucleotides. It is a transcript of the gene EI24, whose product is annotated as EI24 autophagy associated transmembrane protein. Lineage: Eukaryota; Metazoa; Chordata; Mammalia; Eulipotyphla; Soricidae. Bases 205 to 1227 code for a protein of 340 amino acids. The record is from RefSeq and is a predicted model, not a curated record. Gene Ontology annotation, cellular component: endoplasmic reticulum. The transcript has 11 exons. Gene Ontology annotation, biological process: macroautophagy.
CAGUGCUUGCGGGCGCAGCGGCGCCGGCCCUGGCAGCAGCCGGGCGGGAGCGGGAGCGGGGCGGCGGGGCGCGGGGGGCCGCGGGGGCCGGGCUGGAGCCGGAGCCGGAGCCAAGGUCGCAGCGAGCGCCCGGGAAGGUCCUUCAUGAUGCAAGAUUUCGGGAAGGUGCUGUCUACUUGGUGUGGCCGGUAGUGGGGCAGAGCUAUGGCUGACAGUGUCAAGACCUUCCUCCAGGACCUGGGCAGGGGAAUCAAGGACUCCAUCUGGGGAAUAUGCACCAUCUCCAAUCUCGACGCCCGGAUUCAGCAGAAGAGAGAGGAGCAGCGUCGAAGAAGGGCGAGCAGUGUCCUGGCGCAGCGGAGGGCCCAGAGUAUAGAGAGGAAGCAGGAGAGCGAGCCACGUAUUGUUAGCAGAAUUUUCCAGUGUUGCGCUUGGAAUGGUGGAGUGUUCUGGUUUAGUCUCCUCUUGUUCUACCGAGUGUUUAUUCCCGUGCUUCAGUCUGUAACAGCACAGAUUAUCGGUGAUCCGUCACUACAUGGCGAUGUGUGGUCAUGGCUGGAAUUCUUCCUCACGUCGAUUUUCAGUGCUCUCUGGGUGCUCCCCCUGUUUGUGCUCAGCAAAGUCGUGAAUGCAAUUUGGUUCCAAGACAUAGCUGACCUGGCCUUUGAGGUGUCGGGGAGGAAGCCUCACCCCUUCCCGAGUGUCAGUAAGAUCAUUGCCGACAUGCUCUUCAACCUGCUGCUGCAGGCUCUCUUCCUCCUCCAGGGGAUGUUUGUGAGUCUCUUUCCCAUCCAUCUGGUUGGUCAGCUGGUCAGUCUCCUUCACAUGUCCCUUCUCUACUCGCUGUACUGCUUCGAGUACCGUUGGUUCAAUAAAGGAAUUGAAAUGCACCAGCGGCUAUCAAACAUAGAGAGGAAUUGGCCCUACUACUUUGGAUUUGGUUUGCCCCUGGCCUUCCUCACAGCAAUGCAGUCCUCCUACAUUAUUAGUGGCUGCCUUUUCUCCAUCCUCUUUCCUUUAUUCAUCAUAAGCGCCAAUGAAGCAAAAACCCCCGGCAAAGCCUACCUGUUCCAGUUGCGUCUCUUCUCCUUGGUGGUUUUCUUAAGCAACAGACUGUUCCACAAGACCGUCUACCUGCAGUCAGCACUGAGCAGCCCCGCCUCGGCCGACAAGCUCCCUUCGCCGCACCCUUCCCCUGCCAAACCGAAGUCCGCUGCGGGCCACUGAGUGGUCUGCUGCCCACAAGACACAGGGGGGCCAAAAGCUGGUGCAGCUCUCACUUGGCUCCCCAAGCCGGGAAGGCAGGACCCACUCUGCCAAGGGCCCCCUGCAUAUUCCCGUCUGUUGGAGGACUCGGAGCUUUUGUCUCUGGUGCACGUAAGGCAAGGAUCUUCCUUCCUGCCACCCGGAUGUGGAUUUUCUUUCUUUACUU